Onychostoma macrolepis is the source of this 3910-nucleotide messenger RNA. RefSeq names its product probable G-protein coupled receptor. The transcript is spliced from 2 exons. Gene Ontology annotation, molecular function: G protein-coupled receptor activity. The record is from RefSeq and is a predicted model, not a curated record. The coding region runs from base 374 to 1684 and encodes 436 amino acids. Lineage: Eukaryota; Metazoa; Chordata; Actinopteri; Cypriniformes; Cyprinidae. Gene Ontology annotation, biological process: G protein-coupled receptor signaling pathway. Gene Ontology annotation, cellular component: endosome; plasma membrane; signaling receptor complex.
GGGGAACUGGCACAGUAUAAUUACUCUGUCUAGAUGUUGCAGUAGAGUCUCCUAAUGGACUGAUCUGUACAUCAUGUACGUCUGUCGCUGUAAUGACUUCCGCUUGUCUUAAGUGCAAAGACCGUGGAGCCAAACACAACUCCAUCAAGCUCUCUACACCACAGACAGAGUGAGCGCUGGAUAAACUUCACAGACUUCACGUGACUGAUGGACAGACCCUGGACUUGAGAACAUUAAAUGAUGCUUGAGCAGACUUAGUUGACAAACAUCAGUGCUGACCUUUGACCUCCAACAAUGAGUCCCCAUUCCUGACCGGUGGAAGAUGGAGAACCCUGCGUUUCUGCUUUGAGUUUGGUGCACCAAGCUGUAAACAAUGGAGGCAUCUGGAUUACCUCCGCCAGCACAGCAUAACGAAACUGAACUGAAUGAGACAUUGAGUCAUGUCCACCCUAUGCAUCUGGCUCCCAGCAUGCAAUUAGGGAGCAUGUCCAACCCGCAAUCACGUUUACGAGACAUGUCGGGCCUCGUGGUCAUGGUGACUCUUAAUGCAAUCGCGCUCUUGGCCAAUAGCGGAGUGCUUGCCGUAGUGGUGAAAGUGCCACAUCUCCGCAAGUUCAGUUUGGUGUGUCACCUCUGCAUCGUGGAUUUGUUAUGCGCCGCUCUGCUGAUGCCGCUUGGCAUCGUCUGCACCUCACCCUUUUUCGCUGGUAUCGUCUUUUCCGUACUUGAAUGCAGGUUGUACAUUUUCCUCAAUGCCUUUCUCGUAUCUGCCUCUAUCUUUACGGUUACUGUGAUUAGCAUCGAACGCUACUUCUACAUCGUGCAUCCCAUGAGGUACGAGGCUAAAAUGACUCCUUGGUUAUCUGCAGCCGUGAUGGGAUUCGUCUGGGUGGUGUCUACUUUGCUAGGACUUGCUACCGUCUUUGGGUGGCCCAGUUAUGGAAGUAGAAGCUCCAUUGCUGCCACCCAUUGCUCUCUACAUUGGAGCCACAGUGGACACCGGAGAGUAUUCGCUAUUUUAUUCUGCACUGUUUGCUUUUGCGUUCCAGCUGCUAUUAUUAUCGCCGUCUAUGGGAAUGUGUAUAAAGUCGCCCACACGGCUGCCCGGGAAAGAGGGCCCAUCCCGAGCUGGACGAUGGCAACUGCUCAUCCGAAGCGUCGGUCUGAUUCCGUCAACAGCCAGACCACGAUCAUCACCACAAGCACGAGCAUCCGCAGAAAUCAAGUCCUUCGCAGGAAAAGGAGAACGCUGGUUGGUGGGAAAGCGGCUCUAACUUUGGCCAUCAUCGUGGGUCAGUUUCUGCUCUGCUGGCUGCCUUACUUCGCCUUCCACCUGCAUUUGUCGCUGGGAUUCUCCCAUAGUACCUCUGAAGAAGCCGAAGGACCGGUGACAUGGCUGGCGUAUUCAACUUUCGCAGUAAACCCGUUUUUUUAUGGCCUGCUCAACCGUCAGAUCAGGGAGGAGUUGUGUAAGAUGCUCUUCUGUUGCCGAUCGGCCGGCAGACCAGUGCGACCCUCUGCGUCGGGCCACGAACGUUCGGGACAUGAAGACUUUUUUCAUUUUUUGCACAGGAGCGGCGACAGGGACGGAGUUAGAUGCAGUUAUCACAUGGUUACACCGAGGAGCACGCUGGAGCAGACUAGUUUUAGGAUACCGGGGCAAAUACCUGAAGAGAUCACCUAAACAAAAUAUUCAGAUUUUCAUUUUUCAUGUUUUUAGUUGCAUUUUUAUUAUAAAUUAUUGUUAGCUUUGAAAUUAAAAUUCAUUCUAUCUGUUUUCUAAAUGCAUUCUAUUGAUCUUAUUGUGAACAAUUAAUCCAUGGCAGGGAUCAAAAACUGUAAACUGUGUGCAAACUGUAAAAUAUAUUUAGGAGCAUGUGUGUGAAUGAAUAUUGUGUUUUUCCUUAAUAACAGGACACAAGCAGACAUUUACAAACAAAAUAAUUUUGCUACACUAGCUUUUUAAAUAUUUUUACUUCAAUCUGUUAUAAUAAUUGUGACCCUGGACCACAAAACCAGUCAUAAGUAGCACGGGUAUAUUUGUAGCAAUAGCCAACAAUACAUUGUAUGGGUCAAAAUGAUUGAUUUUUCUUUUAUGCCAAAAAUCAUUAGGAUAUUAAGCAAAGAUCAUGUUCCAUGAAGAUAUUUUUUGAAUUUCCUAUCGUAAAUAUAUCAAAACUUAAUUUUUGAUUAGUAAACUGUGUUGCUAAGAACUUAAUUUGACCAACUUUAAAGGUGAUUUUCUCAGUAUUUUGAUUUUUUUGCACCCUCAGAUUCCAGAUUUUCAAAUAGUUGUAUCUCUGCCAAAUAUUGUCCGGUCCUAACAAACCAUACAUCAAUGCAAAGCUUAUUUAUUCAGCCUAAACAAAAAUUACCCUUAUGACUGAUUUUGUGGUCCAGGGUCACAAUUAUGUUAAUAUGUAUAGGCCCUCUUUAAACUCAGACUCUUAUUUUGAAAUGUCUAUGCUGUACUAUUGUACAUAUUACAAUAUAAACACCAUAAAGUAAGCAUUGUCAUAAUCUGUCAACAGUAAAUCAUAAGCACGUUUUGCAUGGCAUUCACAGACUAUGAAUUAUUUUGAACUGCGCAACAGCCCUGUAUUUCUACAUGUGCAAAAUUUAUUUAAUCAAAUCAUAGCCUUUAAUAAUCACAUAUAGGCUAUAUCAUGAUUCCUGUUUUUCCAUCCCCAAAUUUAAGACCCCUUAAAAUGAUCAUUUGUUAUACCAUUUAAAAUAUCAUGACCUUAAAUUUGAAAGGUUUUGAAGGUUAACACAUUCUUUUAGCACACGCAUCAUUAAAGUAGCUCUUUUACAUUUUUUUCAACUCAUGGGAAAAAAGUAAGCGUCAAACCCUGCAUGUUUAUACUGUAUAAACAUGCAUAUAUAUACUGCACUGCAAACCAAUAUUAAGAUCUGUUGCAUUUUAUUGAAAGACUAUAACAAAUUGUUCACAAUAAGAUCUGGCAUGUGCAUUAAGAAAGCAAACAGGGUAGGUUUUGAUGCUACAUAUAGACUUUUAAUAGGUCAGCCCCACUGUGACUGGCAACACAGUGACAACCAAUGAACAACAAAUGCCUUCAUCCAAUCACAACUCUUUCUAGUGGUGACUCCACCCACAUGUUUACAAACACAGAGCUGAUUAGGGUUUAUAUGACAUUAUGAACUGAAAUGAAAUAUUUGUUGCCUAAAUUUUAAUGUCUUCAGGCUAAACCAAUAUUUACAUUAAUAUGUUUAAAGUACUACAGAAAUGAUCGUUUCCUCUGUUGUAUUACUGUAUUUCUACUGCACUAUUUAAUAUGUUAUUUUCAAAACUGAAUAAUAUAAUGACCAAAAUCUUUACAAAUCUUCAUACAAAAAAGAACUCAUAAAACAUAUUUUUGAACCAAUUUUGACUUAUUUAUAAUGCAAAGGAUGACCUCAGCUAUCUGCUGUAUUUCUUUUCUACUGUAAAACUGUAAAUAUCACACAUGGACUGAAGUGACAAAGACAAAUUGUUUCGUUGUUCAAUAAAGACACUAGUCACGGAAAGCUUGACAUAUACUGGUUCAGUUCCAUGCAGCAUAUGUUCAGUUGUUGCAUUUAGAGUUCAUUGUGCUGAUUGAAUGGUGUGCUAUAUGGAGCCACCCAUUACAUCACACUAUGUAUUUAUUUGUGCUUUCUUUAUUUAUACAAACAAUGUGGCCAUUACUGUUUUUGUUUUCAUGGAGAUGGAUAGAGCUGUAUUUGUGUAUUUAUGGGGAGGAUGGUACUGUACAUAUGUACAACUGAUUUUCUUGUAUUGUUUAUUUCAGAUGUACAUCUUCAUUCAGGCUAAUUAGUCACUCAACAAUGAAAUACAAUAAAGAAUGAGCCACAUAUUAAUCAGUAACUAAUAACAUUUACGUGCUACACACUACCAAAACUUUGAGGU